Molecule: messenger RNA, 1862 nt
Organism: Rosa chinensis
Lineage: Eukaryota; Viridiplantae; Streptophyta; Magnoliopsida; Rosales; Rosaceae
Product: glutamate decarboxylase 1
Exons: 7
Coding region: 123-1628 (501 amino acids)
Biological process (GO): L-glutamate catabolic process
Cellular component (GO): cytosol
Molecular function (GO): glutamate decarboxylase activity; pyridoxal phosphate binding
Source: RefSeq, a predicted model, not a curated record
UAUUUUGUGCAUAUAUAUAGGUGUCUCUGCCUUCCUCAAAACUUAGUCUUAUAUCCACAUUCAUCUCUUUCUGUGGUCUCUGAUCUAUCAUAUUUGUAGAUCGAUCAAAGAAACCGAUCAGUAUGGUGCUCUCCAAAACCGCAUCGCAGUCAGAUGUCUCUGUCCACUCCACCUUCGCUUCGCGAUACGUUCGAACUUCUCUUCCAAGGUUCAGAAUGGGAGAGAACUCGAUCCCGAAGGAGGCGGCUUAUCAGAUCAUAAACGACGAGCUGAUGCUGGACGGAAAUCCACGGCUGAACCUGGCGUCGUUCGUGACGACGUGGAUGGAGCCGGAAUGCGAUAAACUCAUUAUGUCCUCCAUCAACAAGAACUACGUCGAUAUGGAUGAGUACCCUGUCACCACUGAGCUCCAGAAUCGGUGCGUGAACAUGAUAGCUCAUCUAUUCAAUGCACCACUCGGAGAAUCAGAGGCGGCCGUUGGAGUCGGCACAGUGGGAUCUUCCGAGGCCAUCAUGUUGGCCGGAUUGGCAUUCAAGAGGAGGUGGCAGAACAAGAGGAGAGCUGAGGGGAAACCGGUCGACAAGCCCAACAUUGUCACCGGAGCUAAUGUUCAGGUGUGCUGGGAGAAAUUUGCAAGGUACUUUGAGGUGGAGUUGAAGGAGGUGAAGUUGAGGGAUGAUUACUACGUAAUGGACCCCGAGAAAGCUGUGGAGAUGGUUGAUGAGAACACCAUCUGCGUUGCUGCUAUCCUCGGUUCCACUCUUAAUGGCGAGUUCGAAGACGUCAAGCGCUUGAAUGAUCUCCUGGUUGAGAAAAACCAGGAAACUGGAUGGGAUACUCCGAUCCAUGUAGACGCCGCGAGUGGUGGGUUCAUUGCUCCGUUUUUAUACCCAGAACUCGAGUGGGAUUUCCGUUUGCCGCUGGUGAAGAGCAUCAACGUGAGCGGGCACAAGUACGGACUUGUGUAUGCCGGAAUUGGGUGGGUCAUUUGGAGGAACAAAGAGGACUUGCCUGAGGAGCUCAUCUUCCAUAUCAACUACCUUGGAGCAGAUCAACCUACCUUCACCCUCAAUUUCUCUAAAGGAUCCAGCCAAGUUAUUGCUCAGUAUUACCAACUAAUUCGCUUGGGUUUUGAGGGAUACAGGAACAUCAUGGAAAAUUGUCGUGAAAAUAUGAUUGUACUAAGAGAAGGACUCGAGAAGACAGGUCGCUUCAAGAUCGUCUCCAAGGACGAGGGAGUACCUCUGGUGGCUUUUUCUCUCAAAGAUAACCACUGCCACGAUGAGUUUGAGAUCUCUGAUUUGUUGCGUCGCUACGGGUGGAUUGUGCCAGCAUACACUAUGCCGGCAGAUGCUCAGCAUGUCACCGUGCUGCGUGUGGUCAUCAGAGAAGACUUUUCUCACACUCUUGCUGAGCGCCUGGUCAAUGACAUCCAGAAAGUUCUGCAUGAGCUCGACCACCUUCCAUCAAAGCUCAGCUCCAACAGUUCCAUUGAAAGCCAAUCGGUUGAGAAUAAUGAGAAGUCCACCGUUACCACGAAGAAGAGUGCUUUGGAGACACAGAGGGAAAUCACUACCAUUUGGAGGAAGUUUGUUAUGGAGAAGAAGAAGAUAACCGGUGUUUGUUAGAAAAAGGAAGAAGAAUCGAAGGUCAAGAAGCUGAUUAUUGAAGUCGGUUUAGUUGGCUACUCAUGUUAUUAACUUAAUAAGAUUGAGUGUGUAAUGAUCAUAAUUCUAUUCUAUGUCUUUCAAUUUCAAUUCAACUGGGAUUAAUUUUCAUUAUUUUCUAAUCCCUAGCUCUUCUUGUUUGGUGUGUAAACUUAUUUAAUUUGUUCAAUUGAAAAUUGACAAUGCUUAAUCAAA